CGUAGACUUCAGGAUCACCCUGCGCAAAGGCUCUUGCUCUUGCUUUCAAGCAAUCAAACUUUGCUCUCCCCUUUCCAUCUUCACUCGCGCGUAUAUCAAGGAGCGCAGAGCUGAUCGUGGGCACAGACCGGAGUAGCCACGAUUAAUUUUCAUCAUGGCGUCCAGCGAUCCCAAUCGCUUCGAUGAUUCCGAGGAGGACGACGAUUUCAACCCUGCGCCUGCAGACAUGUCCGACGAUGAGCCUUCCAGCAGACGUCAGCGUGAUGACGACAAUGAGGACAACUCAUCGCCUGUCCGCUCGCGAAGAGUAGCGGAUGAUGGCAGCGACGAUGAGGAUGAAGACGAGGGGCCAAGCGAGAAGCGUCGACGAAGAAACGACGACGAUGAGGAUGAGGAUGAAGACGAAGAGGAGGGCGGUCGCAAAGGCAACGAGGACGAUGAUGAUGAGGAGGAGGAGGAGGAGGAAGAGGAAGACGAUGUGAACCAGGGCCACCGAAGAAAGCGACGCCGCGAUCGACGCAACGCCUUCCUUGAUAUCGAAGCCGAAGUCGACGACGAAGACGAAGACGGUGACGAAGAAAAGGACGGUGAAGAAAUAGGAGACUUCAUCGAAAACGAUGACGCCGAUGACAUUGCUGUUGGUGGUGGCGACGAGCGCAGACAUCGCGAGCUCGAUCGCCGCAGAGAAAUGGAAUCCAACCUGGACGCUGAGAAGCAGGCCGAGCUGUUGCGUGCCAAGUAUGGUAACCGCCGCUCCGGCAAGGGAUUUGGUGAAUCCGCCGUUAUCCCUAAGCGACUACUGCUUCCUAGCGUCGACGACCCCGGAAUCUGGGCCGUUCGCUGUAAGGAAGGCAAGGAGCGCGAAGUGGUUCUGUCCAUUAUGAAGCGCAUUGAUGAGCGUAUGGGCACUAAGGAUGAGCUGGCCAUCACUGCGGCAUUCGAGCGAGGCGGUACAAACUCAGUCAUGAAGGGCUUCAUCUACGUUGAGGCACAGAGACAAACAGACAUUCUUGUAUCCCUGGAUGGUAUCCUGAAUGUCUACCCACGCACCAAGAUGACACUUGUCGAUAUUAAGGAUAUGCCUGAGCUUCUUCGUGUCACCAAGACUCCUAUGCUGGAACCUGGAGCCUGGGUCCGCCUCCGACGCCCCUUGAAGCACAGCGGUGAUCUUGCCCAGGUUCUCGAUGUCACGGAAAACGGCCUAGAGGCUCGUGUGCGCUUUGUUCCUCGUAUAGAUUACGGCAUGCGCGACGACGGUCUCGGUGUUUCGGCUGAUGGAAAACGCAAGCGCCCAGCUGGUCCAGGUCCCCGUCCUCCCCAGCGACUGUUCAGUGAAAUUGAAGCCCGCAAGCACAACCCCCGAUAUAUCCAGGGCAACCCGACUACCAACACCUGGUCAUUCAUGGGUGAUGAGUUUGAGAACGGUUUCCAAGUCAGAGAUGUCAAGAUUCAGCAGCUGGUUGUCACCGAUGUGAACCCGACGCUGGAAGAAGUGACUCGUUUUGCUUCUGGAGCCGAAGAUGGUACAGAGAACCUGGAUUUGAAGGCACUUGCCGCCAGUCUCAAGGACAGCAACACCAACGUUGCCUAUCUACCCGGCGAUAUUAUCGAAGUGUACCAGGGCGAACAGAAGGGUGUUAUCGGUCGAGCCACCAAUGUUCAGGGCGACAUUGUCACCAUGACGGUGACGGAAGGCGACCUUACUGGCCAGACCAUCGAAGUGCCCACCAAGGGUCUACGAAAGCGCUUCAAGGUUGGUGACCACGUCAAGGUUGUUGGCGGCAGCCGCUUCCAGGAUGAAGUCGGUACCGUUGUCAAGAUUUCGGAAGACCGCGUCACCAUCCUUACCGACCACACCAACAACGAAGUCACAGUGUUCAGCAAGGAUCUCCGUGAAGCCAGUGAUAUCGGUGGACAGGGUUCCCUCGGACAGUUUGAGUUGCAAGAUCUUGUCCAGCUUGACCCAACGACUGUUGGUUGCGUUGUCAAGGUUGAUCGCGAAUCGCUUGUGGUGUUGGACCAAUUUGGCGAUGCUCGCCAGGUUAUGCCAUCCCAGAUUGCCAACAAGCUGCCCAAGAGAAAGCAAGCUGUCGCUGCUGACCGUAACGGUUCCGAAAUCCGCAUCGACGACGUUGUCAAGGAGUUCACUGGUCUCGAGCGCCAGGGUAAAAUUAUCCACAUCCACAGAUCCUACGUUUACUUGCAUACACACGACACGAAUGAGAAUGCUGGUGUCUUUGUCACCAAGGCCAGCAUGGUCAACACCAUUGCUGCCAAGGGCGGCCGUGUCAAUGCCGCGGCUUCUGGCCCCGACCUGGACUCGAUGAACCCUGCUCUUAAGAUUCACAAGAACGGCAGCGAAAACAAGGCCCCGACGCCUGUCAAGCUGUUUGGUCGCGACAAGGCCAUCAACCAGACAGUCAUUGUUAAGAAGGGAGCUUACAAAGGCUUGCUCGGUAUCGUCAAGGAUACGACAGAUACUCACGCUCGUGUCGAGCUGCACACCAAGAGCAAAACCAUUACUGUGCCCAGAGAGUGCCUGAGCUUCAAGGACAAGACUACCGGAGCCACUAUUGACAUCAAUGGUCGCGGCCGUGGAGGUCCCCCUGGUGCUGGCCGUGGAGGCGACAGAGUGCCGAGCUGGCAAGGAGGCUCUCGCACACCUAUGGGUGCCGGCGGCGGCGACCGCGUUCCUGCUUGGGGAUCUAGAACACCUGCUGGCGGUGCCGGUGGACGUACGCCCGCCUGGAGGGCUCAAGAUGUAUCUGGUUCUCGCACGCCAGCGUGGGCUGAUGGAUCGCGAACGGUUAACCCAUAUGAUGGCAGCCGUACCGCGUACGGAUCUGGCUCUCGAACUCCCGCGUGGCAAUCUGGCGCAAGAACUCCGGCUCAAGGCGACGCCUUUGGCGCUGGCUCUCGCACGCCUGCUUGGGGAGCUGGCGGCGAUUCUUGGGGCUCUGGAUCCAAGACUCCUGCUUGGGGUGCCUCGUCGGCCCCUACUCCCGGCGCCAGCGGAAACGACUCUUGGGGCUACACUCCCGGCGCUUCUGCCUCUCACCCUUACGAUGCUCCCACUCCUGGCGGUGCUUUAGGUGCCCCUACUCCGGGAGCCUUCAACGCACCAACCCCCGGCGGCGACUUCUCUGCUCCUACACCUGCAGUCAGCGCACCCACUCCUGGCGCCGGAUGGCAAGGCGGAUGGGGAGCCGACAGUGCUCCUACGCCGGCUGCUGGAGCUCCGACUCCUGGAGCCAGCUAUGGCGGUUCUGGAUACUAUGGCGCGCCUACUCCUGCGGCGCCUCCAGAGACGCCUGGUGCAAGCGGCCCGAGAUACACCGACGACGACUAGGGGACGACGGGUGUAUCGAGCGGUACGAUCGAAUGGUGAUAGAGAUUCUGCGGUUUGGUAACCAUUGGCGUUUUCAUUAUCAGUCCCUUUUUAUUUUACAUUGCGAGUUUCUCAGAGUUGUUUGUACGUCUUGUUUUCCCAGGCAUUUCCUUGCUGUUUUGUGUAAUACUAGCUAGCAUAACGCUGCGGAAAAGAAAAAUUGAAGUUGAGUUUGUUAAUCAGGGGAAGGGUCAAAUUAUGUGGAUGAGAGAUGUUCCAUCCUAUUCUUAUUACACUAGAAAAUAUGCAAUCUGUUUUAUAUUUAAAAAAAAUCAUCAGCUACAUCAUCGUUUGUAUGUCCAUCUCCUG
Molecule: messenger RNA, 3697 nt
Organism: [Torrubiella] hemipterigena
Lineage: Eukaryota; Fungi; Ascomycota; Sordariomycetes; Hypocreales; Clavicipitaceae
Source: the annotation of a GenBank genome assembly